CUCCCACCUCUCCUCCAUAUCCAUCCUGCCAGCUGACUCAACCGAUAUCAUUCAAAGAAGCAUCAGAGCAGCGGUGGAGCAUCACUUCUUAGAGCUGAAAAGCUCCAUCACCCACGACCUCAGCAGCUACGACAGCCAGGGGGUAAAUCCUACUGAGCCAGAAGACCAUGGAAAUGAAGAGCACCAAGCUGACCCAGAGGACAGGCUCUGCAGCCCGGGAGAGGAUGCUCAACCGCCAGAGCAACACCAGCAACCGACCAACACACAGGACUCUCUUGGUUCUGUCACCUCCAUGGAAGAGGGCUCAGGAAUGGACAUAGAUGCCAAGGCUGCCAGAGAUGCUGACAACAACUUCAACACUGCCAGUCAGGACAAUCAGCCGCUUGACAGCAUGGAGCAGACUAUCACAGUGAUCAGUGACUCUGACGUGUCCUGCUGCGACCAGAAUGCCAACACCAGCGAGUCCCACAGGAACCAACCAUCGUCAUGCCAACAGAACCCCGUCCAGGACUCUCACCUGCAGCUUUUCCCUGACAACCAGUGGGAGGCAUCACCCCCAUCCCAUCUCCACCUUCCUCCCAUCGACUUCUCAUGUAUGCACCUGCAGAAGGAGGGUCAGGACCCGGUUCCAGCGUUCAAAUCAUGGCAGGACGACAGUGAAAGUGGAGAGGCGCAGCUCUCCCCGCUGGCAGGUCGCAUAGUUCCUCUCCCCCCGCUGCCCCUGGAGGAAGGCGGCGAAGAAGAAGAGGGGGGAGGAGUUCAAGAUGACUCCCUCUCUUCGUCUCGCACACACCCCCUCAUCCUGGCGCGCCGCUUCCUGGACUUCGGAGCCCACAGCACCCACCGUUUCCUCCAGGACUCAGACGCCACCUCACCCACCAAAGCGCCGAGGCCGAGGCGGGCGUCGUUUGGCUCCAGAGACGUGAUGAGAGGAGAUUCUGUCACCCAUCAGCUCACAAAGAAGCUUCAGCAUCUGAAGAAGAAAAUCAAGCAGUUUGAAGAGCAAUUUGAGAAGGAGAGGAACUACAAGCCCUCCCACGCAGAAAAGGCAGCUAACCCCAAAGUCCUCAAAUGGAUGACGGACCUCACCAAGAUCCGCAGACAGAUUAAAGGACGCCAGCACCACCUUUUACCCAGAAGCACGCUGAGGCACCAGGCUUUGCUCCAUUCACACAGACGCCACCAUGCUCCCACCUCCCCUUCCUCCUACUCCUCCUCCUCUAUCUGCUCACCUCCCUGUCACACUCUCACCCCCCUGCUCCACCCCUGCUCAGGCCUCAGCUGUAGACCAUUUGACCUCAAUGCCAAACACUGUGCUGAGAGUGAGCUCGGCCCGCAAACUCGCCCCCGUAGCAACACCCUGCCCAAGAGCUUCGGCUCCACUCUGGAUCAAGGCCUCAGCGACACAGCAGUGGAGGUCCGAGGCGCCCACCCCACCAGGGAGGAAACGCUGGACCUCAUUCAGAGGAGGGUCAAAGGCAAGCGGCAGGAGGACGGCUGGCCAGACGACAUCAAGAAAAUGACCAAAGAACAGCUGUCCUGCGAGAAGAUGGUCCUACAGAAAAACCUGCUGCACUACGAAGGCCUGCACGGUCGACCUGUCACCAAGGAGGAGCGUCUGGUGGUGAAGCCUCUGUACGAGCGCUACCGGCUGGUCAAACAGAUGCUCACCAGAGUCAGCAUCACACCCGUCACCGUGUCCCCCUCCAGCAAGAGGCGGACCCAAACCCUCCAGCCAAUCAUCGAGGGCGAAACCGCCCAUUUCUGGGAGGAGUUUAAGGAAGAAGAGGAGGAGGAGCAGCAAAAGGCUGCGGAGGAGGAGGAGAGGGAGGAGGAGGAUGAAGAGGAGGAGGAAGGGGAGAGCAGCGGGGGGGAAAUGCAAAGCCCCGAUGUCAUCAUGGCCUUUGACAGCGGCACGCCCACCGACGUGUCCGUGAGGAGCCAGAACCCCGCGGACGGACAGAGCCACUGUCCAAUGACCGACAAGAUGGAGGAGGGGUCGGGGAGGCUGGCUCUGGACCUGCGGCUGUCCAGCUCCAACGCCUCGUCCAUGCCAGAGCUGCUGGAACAGCUGUGGAAGGCUAGAGCAGAGAAGAAGAAACUGAGGAAGACCAUCCGGGAGUUUGAGGAAGAUUUUUAUCAGCAUAAUGGACGGAACGUCCAGAAGGAGGACCGGGUGCCCAUGCUGGAGGAGUACAGGGAGUACAAGAGAAUCAAAGCCAAGCUCCGCCUCCUGGAAGUCCUCAUCAGCAAACAGGAUUCUUCCAAAUCCAUCUGAUCCUUCCUCAGAAAACCGCUCUCAUCGCACAUUUUAGCCGCCGUCACUGCAGAGACCCCACCUCCUCCUCCACCUCCUCCACCAGCAGCCUCCACCUGUUUGCUGAAACAAACUGUGAAUCGCCGAGUCGGUUGACCGGCGUCGAGAACAUGCAGAUGUUUCCUUCAGCGUGACGUCACUCCGCCGCCGCCAUCACGUCAUAUCACCGUCAUCAUCAGACUGUUUGCACUCGUGUGGAUUGUUUUAUCACAGAAAAAAAGAGGAUUUGUGACUUUUGAUGUGAGGAAGUUUAGUUGUUGGACAGCAGAGGACUGGCAUUUUAGACCCUCCUUCUUUUGGAAGGUUCACACUGAAAACGCCGCUUCACCUUUUAAACCUCCACUCUUGUUUUAGCUGAUUUCUAAAAGACUAAACCGUGACGGACUGAAGCCGGCGUCCUCCACCACACACUGUUGUUGUUUUGUUUUUUUACCGUCACUUUUCAGACGCGCCGGUCCUUCCUAAGGCAGAGAGCUGUUUUCCACGGAUGCUUGGAGCUGAGUUGAGCUCAGAGUCGUCAUACCUGUGUUACUUUGAGGUGAAAGGGGCGGAGCUUCCUCCAUGUCUUCUUUGCUUUUUUUCUCUGAAUCCAGCAGCUUGUUGACUGCUGCGUCGUAAGUGGAAAAGAUCUGAUCAGAUCCGGAGAAGUCUGAUUUCCUGCUGGCAGGUGAAGCGAGAAGCGAAGGCGCCAACAAGCUGGUCUUCCUGUUCCCAGGCUUUGCUCAGAAGGCGUGGGCGGAGCCACGCCGUGCGUAGGAACUUUGGGGCUGAGUGUUUGUUGGGACUCUGAUGUAAAAAGAUGUUAUUUGCACAGCAUUCACAGAAUGCAGCCCCCCCGUGCCCCCUCCCCUCCUCCCAGUUUUGCAUUUGGAAAAAUGAAGCACUACUUGUAUAUGGAAACACUGAACGAAGAAAAAAACUCAAAAACAGUGAAUGUCAGAGAUGUUUAAAUUAUUAUUUCAAGGCUAUCCCCUUUUUUUGUUUGUUUUUGUGACCCCGCCCCCUGUAAACCCCGCCCAGCUUCUUCUUUGUGUGUACUCACCCUCUGUUAACCAGCUGUAGAUGUUAGUUUUGGCCGUCGGCGCCGCAGAUCGCACAUGAAGCUGCUGCGUCGGCGUUUUGUCGCUCUGUGUAAAAUAAGCUAAACUAGAAGCAGUACUGUAGUGAGCUUGCAUGGCAACAGAGAACAUAAUCGUACGACAAAAGAAAAUCGGAAAAAAAAUCACACAUGUAUUGUUUUCACUAUUUGUGCCAUGAAGAAGCAGCAAUAAUAAAAGUUUGCGUUGGAUGUUUUAACCCAUGUGGGGGCGUGGACGACAGUC
Messenger RNA from Oryzias melastigma (Indian medaka), 3639 nucleotides. It is a transcript of the gene fam13b, whose product is annotated as family with sequence similarity 13 member B. Gene Ontology annotation, biological process: signal transduction. The record is from RefSeq and is a predicted model, not a curated record. NCBI's taxonomy places the organism in Eukaryota, Metazoa, Chordata, Actinopteri, Beloniformes, Adrianichthyidae.